Rosa chinensis is the source of this 2177-nucleotide messenger RNA. Its product is annotated as nucleolar protein dao-5. Gene Ontology annotation, cellular component: nucleus; delta DNA polymerase complex. Gene Ontology annotation, molecular function: DNA-directed DNA polymerase activity. The coding region runs from base 135 to 1847 and encodes 570 amino acids. The transcript has 8 exons. Lineage: Eukaryota; Viridiplantae; Streptophyta; Magnoliopsida; Rosales; Rosaceae. The record is from RefSeq and is a predicted model, not a curated record. Gene Ontology annotation, biological process: DNA replication; DNA strand elongation involved in DNA replication; nucleotide-excision repair, DNA gap filling.
CCUUGGCACUUCGGCAGAGAAUAUAUGGCGGGAAAAGAAGCGGGCUUUGGGAGGGAAAAGUGAGUGAAGAAGACCCUGUAUUUUAUUUUAUUUAUUUUCCCCGAGAAGAGAAUCAGAAACCCAAUUUGUAAAAAAUGGCCCAAAUCGAAACCCAGGGCAUACUCCAGGACAUCGAAACCCUCGUCUCCGAUCAGCUUCAAGUGGUUUCGUACAAAUGGCUGAGUCGGAAUUACUUGGUGUCGUCCAAUGAUGCAAAGAGGUUGCUCCAGGAGUUUGUGGAAAACCAUGGAAACAGUUUGGAAGUGGUAUAUACUUUGUCUGGCCAGUUGAAGAACAAUCCUGUGAGCUACCAUGUAAGGCUCGUUUCGGGGCCUGAACUUGCAGAAGCAAAAGAAGAAUUUGAUGGCAACUGCUCCGUUGGGGUUUACAGUGUGCAACCUUGCAUUCCAAAGGAUCCAGCUACAAUUUGGAAUGCAGAAUUUGUACAAGCAGAGGAGCUCCAUACGCAGGCUCCAACAGUUGAAAAUUGCUUGAGAGAUAACAGGUUCUGCGGCAUUCUCAAUUCCUUUGUUUUGCGUAAUGUAGAGGGAACACCAUUGAGCACUGCAGGUCCACAACUGAAGACCAAAUUAGCUUCAGAGCCAUCAAAAAUUAAUUUAGCUCAUCAAGAUAGUGUGAUUUUAAAACAGCAACAGAAUAAAGGAGAACAAUCUAGUCCGAAAGUUGGUUUGCCGGCUCCCAAUGUGGUAAAAGAUGUCAAAAGUGAAAGCAAUGGCAUAGGAGUUACUCAUCAGCCUAACAAACAUCCUGCAGACAAAGAGAAAGUUGCUCCUCUUCCUGCUAACAAAAAGAAGGUCCAGAGUGAUAAAAGCUCUUCUGCUUCUGGAGGUUCAUUGGCAAAUUUGUGGGGUCGUGCAUCUGUGAAAUCCAAGUCAAAUUCUACAGCCGAAAAUAGUAAUUUGAUUCCUACGCAUACUGGAGCAAGUGCAGAGGCUCAAAUUUGUGCUAGAGAAGCAGAAGCUGGUGUCAUCAGCGACGAUGAUGAUCAAGAUGUUAAUUUUAAGAGAGCUUCCGGUUCUGAAGUCACUAGGAAACGGAGGGUUGUCUUUGAUUUCUCCGAUGAAGACGAAUGUGAAGAUGCAGUCAAUUUAGCAUCCCCAGAGUAUCCAAAAGGAAAAUCAUGUCAAGAGCUCAAAGAAAGUAGCAAAACUUUGGUUGCACUUAAAACCAAUUUGAACUUUGACGAGCAGGUAGAAGAUAAACCAGAGGUCAAGGAAGAGAUAUCAGUUGACGGAAAAUCUGACCCACCUUGCAGAGAAGAUUCUACUGUUGUCAGCAAGGAAAGUAAUUCUGGGAUUAUCCUGACAGAGAAAACAGACAGAUCUGUUCCUGAAAAAGAUGUGAACAAAAUGGAUAAGCUGGCCACUGCUGCUAAAACACAGAUAGAUGCUGGGAUUAUCCUAACUGAGAAAAAACGUAACUCUGUGCCUGAAAAAGGUGUGAACAAAAUGGAUAAACUGACCAACGGUGCAUCAAGAUCUCCUCAAAGAAGAAAAAUUUUGAAGACACGGAUUGAUGAACGUGGAAGAGAAGUAACUGAGGUAAUAUGGGAGGGCAAGGAGACAGAAGCAAAGAAAGCUGACAGCAGUGCAACAAUGAAAGCUGACAGCAGUACAACAAAGAAAGCUGAUAAUACAGUUACCAGUGUUACGAACAGGCCUGCCGCAGCUCAGAAGUCAGUGGCGAACACUGGGCCGAAAAAUCAAACUGCCAAAGCAGGAGGCAAGAAAGCAGUAAACAAGGAUCCUAAGCAAGGAAAUAUUCUUUCAUUCUUCAAGAAGGUCUAAGGCGUUUUUCAAAUAUCCUUGCAGGGGAACUCUCUGAUAUAAUGCUUCUUACAAAAUCAAGGUUCCUUCGGGCAAUGAAGGUUUUUGAGUUGCUUAAAUCUUUGCUUUGCCUUGUGUCUGGAGGGGAAUCGCAGAAUUCGGGUUUAGGGUACAUUGCUCUUACAUCUUGUUAUUUUCAGAUGAUGGAGACUGGAGAGUGUUUGCUUUUCUUCUCUGCUGUUAGUUUAAGCCUUUAAGGCUCCAAAUGUAAAUGGAUAUAACGGUUCCGUCGUGUCUGGUUGCUCCUAUACUGUUUCGUUCUUAAAUUUGUGCUGUCGAUUAUUUAGCGUA